AUGCGCUUCAAGGCUUCCAUACAAAACGUCACAACCUUUACAAAGCUCACUGCAUCGCUGAACUCUCUCGGUCCGCUGGCGUGGGUGAAGCUCGGCGAAGAACAAGUAUGCUUCACCAUCAUACCCGAGCAAGGCACCCAAGUGUGGGCCGUCCUUUCCAUUGACUCCAUCUUUGAAACCAUCAGCGUCCAAUCUGCAGCCAACAACAUUAUCAAUCUCGAAGUGCCUCUCACAUCCCUCAAUCGUGCUUUGAAGUCUGCCCUCAACGCAACUUCGGCGCAGAUGCGUCUCACGAAAAAGGACAACAUGCCUGUACUAGCACUCACCAUGGUAACCACCACAUCCUCCAACACCUACAAUGGCAUUCCUACCGCAGCUACCGGCUUCGACAGCCACUUUGGCGCAUCCUUUGAUAACGAUUUUGGAGCUUCCAAUCGCGAGACCAUUGUCACACAAGAAAUCCCGGUCCGCGUCCUCGCACCCGAUACUGUCGCCGGCCUGCACGAACCCCGAUGUCGAGAGCCAGAUGUACAUAUCAUACUCCCCCCGCUCAUCCAACUAAAAGCCAUCAGCGACCGUUUUACCAAGCUCGCCCUCGCCGAGUCAAAGGGUAGCCUUGCCACUUCUGCCAAUACGCGGCUCGAGAUUGCAGCGAACAUGCAUGGAUGUCUCAAAAUGAGCGUGCGCUCCGACGCCAUGAACAUCUCAUCCAUCUGGACGGAUUUGACGAAUCCAGAACUCGAUCCAGGCCAGGUUGCUGGCGGCGAAAAUGGAAUUGCGGAUCAUCCGAGUUCACGGAUGAAGUUGCUGGGGAGUGCGGAUGGGAGGAGCGAGGAAGGCUGGGCGGCCGUGCGAAUCGACGGCCGGGAUUGGGGCAAGGUUAUGAGUGUGGGAAGACUUGGGGGUCGGGUCAUUGCGUGCUUUUGCCAUGAGCAUGCGCUGAUUUUGUAUGUUUAUCUGACAAACGAUACGGGUGAUGACGAGUCGGUAUUGACGGGUGUAUACACAUAUAAUGGAACACAGAUCCAUGAAGAGGCGUCAGAUACAAUCUAUGCCAGCAGCAUUGGAGCAGAUGUCCUCGUUCAUCUUGCAUCCUCGAGUCGGUCACUGAAUUGCUCUCCUAUUUUCAAAACUGCCAAAAUUAGAGAGAAUGGCUACGGAUCGCGUGUCUCCUCAGUUUUGCCUGCCAAGAGCAACUUCCUUGUUGUGGCUGCUUCGCAUUCAUCAGUUUCAUCUCCUCCACGCCUCUGCCAUGCGACGAUCACCAUUUUUAGAGCUCCCGAAACCUUCCACUGA
Plenodomus lingam JN3 is the source of this 1296-nucleotide messenger RNA. NCBI's taxonomy places the organism in Eukaryota, Fungi, Ascomycota, Dothideomycetes, Pleosporales, Leptosphaeriaceae. The record is from RefSeq and is a predicted model, not a curated record.